CUUAAAAACGCUUCGGAUACAAUCAUAAAUUAUGACACGGCAUGGUAUGCCGUUGCGAUAACGUGCUCCUAUUCGACGUUAUUGGAUUCGUAUGGAAAUCGUUAUUGUUUUUGCCGGGGAACAAUGGGGAAUUUACGGACGGAAGGGAUAUUACACGGCACCCGUACGGAAUUUCGCUAAUGGUACGUUCAUCUCGACUGACGAGUUCUCUCGCUGAUGGUACGAGAAAAUUGGGAGUUACAUCUCGGCGUGUUUUAUUUAUUUAUUUAACCGAAAAACCGCCAUUAGGGAUAUCCAAAAACGCAAAUGUUUGAUUAGCC
Messenger RNA from Phyllotreta striolata, 320 nucleotides. NCBI's taxonomy places the organism in Eukaryota, Metazoa, Arthropoda, Insecta, Coleoptera, Chrysomelidae. The record is from the annotation of a GenBank genome assembly.